Molecule: messenger RNA, 1418 nt
Organism: Lingula anatina
Lineage: Eukaryota; Metazoa; Brachiopoda; Lingulata; Lingulida; Lingulidae
Product: 10 kDa heat shock protein, mitochondrial
Cellular component (GO): mitochondrial matrix; mitochondrion
Molecular function (GO): protein-folding chaperone binding; metal ion binding; protein folding chaperone
Source: RefSeq, a predicted model, not a curated record
GCUUAAGCGCAUGCGUCAAUAGCGUUGGUGUCCACACGUGUUUUACCUUGGUUUCUAGAUUUUCCUUGAAUUUUCCUCCGUAAUAGACAGGAUGGUGCGAUUGGCAGGAGUCCUGAGGACAUUUGUUCCACUGUUUGAUCGUGUGUUGGUAGAGCGACUGGCAGCAGAAACCAAGACAAAAGGUGGCAUCAUGAUUCCAGAGAAGUCCCUUGGGAAAGUGUUACAUGCCACUGUUGUCUCCACGGGACCAGGGUCAAGGACAAGUGAUGGUACAGUGGUCCCAUGCAGUGUAGUAGCAGGAGAUAAAGUUUUACUGCCAGAAUAUGGAGGCACCAAAGUUGAGAUGGAUGACAAGGAAUAUUUCAUCUUCCGAGACGGAGACAUUUUGGGAAAGUUCACCUCUUAGAAGCAAAGUUCAGCAAGACUGUAAAUGCGAGUCUGAACAAACUUCUUCUGACGCACUCUUUUAUACACUCCAUUGUUACUGCCAAGUUAACAGUACGCUGUAACAGAGACGAAGCAUUUUAUAGUAAAAUUAUACAAAAAGUGUGAAAGUUAAAAUUCAACUUUAUUGAUCCUUGUAUAAAGUUAAUGGUGAACUUGGUUGUGUCAUUAUUUUUAUUUAAAGUGACUGCAAUGCUCACUUAAAGAUCAGGUUUUCACAUUACUUGCAUUAACUCAAAAAGGUGGGAGUUUUCACAUAAAGCUAGUUGAAGUUUAUGUAAUUGUGGAACUACAAUUUAAUUGUACAUACUCUUAAGUGAGUGAAAUUCCUGUUAAAUUGCACCAAGUUCUAACCAUUAAAGAGUUAAUAAAGUUGAAAGCACUACACACUUGCAAAAUGUGGAGAUGAUGUUGAACUGAGAGAAUUGAAACAUAGGUGAAAGGUUGAAUCAGAGUGCAGGAACAGGAAAUCAUUAGGUCAAUUUCAUGUUGGUUUCAGUCCAAUUUUUUCAUCAAAGUGAAGAUAGCCAGUUGUGCUGAACCAAAAUGAUGUGCAUGAGAUGAAAGGAUAGUGGAUCAAGAUUGCCAAAGCAGAGAAUAAAUGAAAAUAUUCAGACGAUUCUUAGUCAUUGGAUGAUUAUGUAGUUGCUGAUUUAAAUGAUUGGCAUUACUGUUUGUAUAUGAUACGCUUAUCUUGGUGAACUUCCUGUUGGUUAUAUUUUUAGGAAAAGAUUCUAGAAAAGGGGGACAUGUUUCCAGUUGCUGAGAAAAGCUAGAAAUGGAUGCAAUUCUUGAUGAAAGGGUUGGGUUCAAUAUUUGCCCCCUACUCUUUCCUCUAGGACCAUGCGAAAUCCUUUGUAGGUCUCUUCCAAUACUUUCAAAUCAAUAAAUUAAAAACUUUUUUGUCUUACUGUUCAUUGAGAAGUUUUUAACUUGAUCAUGUUGAUAACAAUAAAGGUGUUUACUGUAUUGCA